AUGCACACACUUAUAAACAGGAAUGUCGUGGCGCAGAGUGACCUCUUUCAUUAGAAUUUCAAAUUAAUUCCGCGGGAAUUUUUAAAUAACAAAAAAUUAAAAGCAAUUAAAAAUAUUAAGAUCAUAAUAGUAGAUGUGUGAGAUGAAUUAUACAACUGAAAAGUAAUAAAAAAUUGAUUUUUAUCUAGAUACAAUAAGAAUUGAUUUGUAAAUACAAUGGUAGUGAAUUGGUGAUGUAAGGAUGGGUGGUGAGGGUAGUGAGCAUGGGCAGUGUGGAUACACAAUACACAAACAAUUUUUCAACUGUUUGCCACCCACCCUAAAACGCCCUAUUCUAUUAAAUCUAUGCUAUGAAUCAUUUUAUAAGACUAAAAUGUUUAUACACUAGCAAUAGAAGUAGAAAGUCAUUGUUGUGUAAAGUUUGCUGUGCAAUAACUUGUUAUGAGAAAAUUUUAAUAAAACUAUUAAUUAGUUUUACAUCGGUAUUAAUAAUCUUCAGUCUUAAAAAAAAAAUAUAAACUCUACAUAAAAUUAAAAAUAUAUUGUUGAAAGUUAAAAAUUAAAUAUGACAGAAGUCAAAAAAGAUGAUAUUGUUAAAAUUCUUCAUACCUAUCCAUUCUGUCGAAAAAGUGACAUGUCUGAUGAGAUGAAGCAAGAAGUUAUGGAAUUAUGUGUAACAGCUGCUGAAAAAUAUGCAGACAAUUACGAAAGUGUUUCAAAAAUGAUAAAAGAGACGAUGGACAGAAAGUUUGGGGCUUCCUGGCACACCGUAGUUGGAGAAGGAUAUGGAUUUGAAAUAACCUACCAGCUUAAACACUUGCUUUACAUGUACUGUGCGGGAAAUUUAGCUAUUUGUAUAUGGAAAUCAGCUUAACAUUUAUUUUAUUAUUUUUUAUAUUAAACCAAAGAUUAUUAUACUGAUGAAACAACAAAAUUAAAUUACUUACGCUAAUUAUAAAAAAUUACCUCAAUAUGUACAAACAGAUAUUACGCAAUUUAAUGUAUAAAUAUAUUUACUAAUAAAUUUAUUAAAAAUUA
Cotesia glomerata is the source of this 1038-nucleotide messenger RNA. Its product is annotated as dynein axonemal light chain 4-like. The record is from RefSeq and is a predicted model, not a curated record. Gene Ontology annotation, molecular function: dynein intermediate chain binding; dynein light intermediate chain binding. Gene Ontology annotation, biological process: microtubule-based process. The coding region runs from base 566 to 874 and encodes 102 amino acids. The transcript has 2 exons. Lineage: Eukaryota; Metazoa; Arthropoda; Insecta; Hymenoptera; Braconidae. Gene Ontology annotation, cellular component: dynein complex.